This is a messenger RNA of Symbiodinium sp. CCMP2592, 624 nucleotides long. The record is from the annotation of a GenBank genome assembly. Lineage: Eukaryota; Dinophyceae; Suessiales; Symbiodiniaceae.
AUGUCCCGGCCCGAUGCACUGGAACAGGAGCUGUACGAGACGGUGGCGGACAAGCAGGCCUUUCAAGUCAAGCUUCGACAGCUUCGGUCGGAGGUCCGCCUGGUGGAAGCCAGCUUAGAGGCGCUUCAGCAGAAAGAAAGCUGGCUGACACAUGAGCUGGCAAAGCGCACGAGAGUUCGGACAGAGCUCCCUUCUAUCGAUGACUUCGUCCAAGGUCGUGCGCUCGAAAGCGCGAUUCCCAAGUUCUUCGAUCUGGAUCAGGAGCCAAAGGAGCCAAAGGAACCAGAAGAACUUCGGAGCGACGAGGACGAGAACGAGAACGCCGAGGAGAGCCAAAGCCAGAAGGCCGAAAGUGACGACUGGGAGGAGAUGCUGGAGUCCCUCGGUGUGGCGAGGCGCGUACGAUGGCGGAAAGGGGGCCUGGUGCGGCUAUUGCGGACUGCGCCUUCCACUCGACGCGGCGCCUGCGAGUUUCGGUUUCGCCUUGCUCCGAUGACCUCCUCCCUUGCUCUUCCACCCGCUUCACGCGACAGAUCGCCGCAAUCGAGCAGCACUCGAAAUGCUGCCCUGGCACCGGGCCGAACAGUCCAACCAGCCGAGGCCAAGAGUAACGAACAGGAGUAG